Messenger RNA from Chlamydomonas reinhardtii, 4029 nucleotides. RefSeq lists its product as uncharacterized. NCBI's taxonomy places the organism in Eukaryota, Viridiplantae, Chlorophyta, Chlorophyceae, Chlamydomonadales, Chlamydomonadaceae. Gene Ontology annotation, biological process: lipid metabolic process. The record is from RefSeq and is a predicted model, not a curated record. The coding region runs from base 124 to 3420 and encodes 1098 amino acids. The transcript has 18 exons.
GUAAGCUUGCGUUUGCAAGAUACUGUAAUAGAUUUUCGAACAAACUGUGGCGCGAAGGUGGAGAAAGGGCUGGCCACACCGCAGGCCUGCUGCAGUUGGUGGUGCGAUAGUAAUAUGUCAUAAAUGCCGGCACUUAUUUUAUUCGGCCGGCGCUGGCAUAUUGCGGCUGAUGACCUGCCGAUUCCCAGCCUUGCUGGUGCGGUCUGGCACCUCGGUUGGGAGGUCCCUAUCGCCGUAGCGCUGGCGUAUGUUGUGUACCAAUGGGACCCGGAAACGUGCCCGCAGCGCAAUAAGCACAUUGGUUUUCUUGCCUGCCAGGUGUUCUGCUUCUUUACCAAUGGCCUGCUUCACACGUGGUGCUUCUUCGAGAGCAAGCGCGGCUCCAUAUUUCAGACGCACCGCCGCCGCCGCGUGGGACCCCUGGUCAUGUCGGUGCUCGUCUUCUACCUGCUCACCAUCGGCAACACCACCUUCGGAACCGUCAUCACCACGCAGCUGCUCUUCGAGGACCCCUGCGUGCCACUGCCGGGCGCCCUCACGCUCAGCUACCCCGACCUGCUUCGCGCCAUCAUCAUCAUUACCUGGAUCGCCAUGAUGGUGGGCUUCAUCGCGCUCGUGAUAACCUACAACCUUUUCCCUGCCUACUCGGCCGCUAGCACCUGGGAAGCACGCUGCAACAUCUUCCGCUACAUGUUCUAUUGCUGCCUGGUGCCGGCGGAGCGGCUAUGCGGCUUCCGCCGCCGUGACGAGUCGGCGGCGGCGCAGCAGAUAGAGCUAGAGGACCGGCGGCGCUCGCAGGCGCAGAACCUCAGCCCCGCCAUUGUGAUCGCCCAGAUCUUCAUGGAGGUCUUUGGCACGGUGGACAUGGUGCUGUCGGACCACAUGGCAGCCUUCGCGCUAGUGGGUGCCCGCCACCGCGCCGCCAAGCCCGCCCAGCUGUACGCCAACGAGCCGCCGCCGGCCUGGAUCCAGCCGGACCAACAGGGGCAGGCGGCGGGUGGCGGCGGCGGCGGGAAUGGCAAGGCCGGCGGCGACGGGGCGGCGGCGACGGCGGUGAUGGUGCGGCCGCCAGUGGUGGUGGAGCUGGCGGUCGGGGACCGCCGCGGCGGGGUCGGGGCAGCGGCGUCGGGCGAGGACACUGGCAAGGUCCCUGCUGCAGGCAUUCAGGCAGCGACAUCGCCAAAUGCAACGGCUACAACAACAGGCGUCAGUGACACAACAACCUCCACCACUACCUCGCAAACCGCGAACUGCACCACCGCUACCUCCGCAACCAUUACCUCGCAAACCGGCAACGCAGACCGCGACCUGCUGCACCUGCACCUCCCCAGCCUGCCGGACGCCGGCGCCAUCGGUGACGCCGUGUCUGGUGCCGUACACCAGGCUGCGGCAGGCGCGGCGCACGCGGGGGCGGCGGGGCAGGAGCUGGGGCACAAGGUGCAGGCCACGGUUAGUGCCGCCACGGCGGCUGUGUUCGGGCACCCGGUGCUGCCCAACGGCCAGCUGCCGCGGCUGGUGGACCCCGCCUGCGAGUGGAGCGGCACACCGGAGCCCAGCAAUGUAUCGGACGAGGUGAUGGAGGAGGCGCUGUACUACAUGCGCUUCGCCACGGCCGUGUACGGCUGGAAGAUGUUCCUGUGGCUCAACCGCACAAACGUCCAGCGCUGGUGCAACCUGUGUGUGGGCCGCGGCUGCGGCUGCUGCCGCCAGUCAGCCUACUUCGUGGAGGCGGUGGGGCCGGACGUGGGGCCAAGCGAGGGCUGCUGCUCCGCCGUGAAGCUGAUGGAGCGUGAGGCCAUCACGCAGCUGACGGGGGCCGCGGAUGAGGACAUCCUGUACGUGUGCUACGACAACAAGGUGGAGGGCAUCCUGCCGCACUACAUCGCCGUGGACCGCCCGCGCCGCAGCAUCGUGCUGGCGGUGCGCGGCAGCCUCAGCCUGCGCGACGUGGUCACCGACCUGCUGUGCGCGCCCGCGCCCAUGGACAUCCCGGGCGUGGACGGCAGGGACGAGAAGGGCCGCAACACGCUGUGGGCGCACCGCGGGAUCCUGCUCAGCACGCUGGCCAUCCUGAAGGACGUGCGCGAGCAGGGCGUGCUGCAGGCGGCGGUGGCGGACUGGCCGCUGGGCGAGCGGGAGCAGGCGGCGGCGCUGGCGGCGCUGCCGUCGGAGCGCGCGCGUGUGGUGGCGCGGCGGCUGAGCGGCCAGUGCUCCGGCUGGCGCGUCGUGAUCACCGGCCACAGCCUGGGCGGCGGUGUGACGGGCCUACUGGGUCCCUACCUGCGCGCCCAGUUCCCCUCGCUGCGCUGCUGGGCCUUCGCGCCGCCGGGCGGCCUCAUGAGCCCAGAGGCCGCGGCGCUGACUCGCGAGUACUGCAUCGGGCUGGUGCACGCCAAGGACAUGAUCCCGCGCCUGUCCGUGUCGGCCAUGGAGCAGCUGGUGCAGGAGCUGGUGACUGCGGGCGCGCACAGCCGCCACAGCAAGCUGGACAUCGUGCUUGACGUCAUGUUCGCGGGGCGGCGGCCCAGCCAGGCGCAGCUGUUCCGGCCCUUCGACGACCUCACGCGCGAGCAGCACGGCGUGCUCCAGCAGUACGACAAGAACAUCAUGGAGUGCCAGACGAAGUCGCAGUUUGGCGCCGCCCGCAACUUCGUGCCGUGCGGCCACCUGCUGUACCUGGAGCGGCGCAAGCCGGCGGCGCUGGAGCCGGCGUGCGGCGUGUGCUGCAGCUGCAACCUGUGCCUGCUGGACACGCACUACAAGGACUACAAGUACGCAUGCAGAUGGAUCCGGCCGGACCAGCUUCUGCGCGUGGGUCUGGUCGUGUCCCGCUCCAUGUUCCUAGACCACCUCCCCGACAACACACUCAAGGCCAUGACGCUGGGCUACGAGCAGCUGUGUGCCGCCCGCGGCAAGGCGCCCGCCCGCCCGCACAAGCCCGGCCCGCCGCAGCCCAACGGCGCCAUGCUGCGGCUCGCCUCGCAGCACAACCAGGAGCGGCUGCGGCAGCUCACGUCCGGCUGCUCCGCCGCCUCUGCCGCGGCGCCGCCACUCACACCUAAGUCGCCUCUGGGGCCCGGAGGGCCCCCGGCAGCGCCCCUGGGGUCCGCAGGGCCGGGGCAAGGCGGGCCAGCGGCCGCCGCCGCGGCGGGCAGUGUUGGCUCUGGCGGCAGCGGCACGCCCAUUGUGCUGGAGGUGUCUGCGGGCGUGCAGCCGGGAGCGGCGGGCAAGGGCGUCGGGGAGGGAGCAGAUGGUGAGGCGGCUGCUUCGGCGCAGGAGGCGGGGGCAGCGGAGGCGGAUGCGCGGCAUGUCGUGUUGAAUGUGGCGCAGCCCCCGGCACAGGCGGCGGCUGUAGCGGCGCAGGAGGCGGCCGUGGGCGCAGGUGGCCGGGCGCUGGAGCGGGGCGGCGAGGCGGUUUAGCUAGGCCUGGUGAUUGGACCUGUGGCUUGACGGGCGAUACGGAUAGGAUAUGACAACACUCGUGAUCGGCGCUAUGGGAAGGCACCUGUGAACCGUUCGAAUGGAGGUGAUUGACUGAAUGGCAUGCCUAGCGCGCACGCGGCAUGCACAACGGCGACGCGGUGUUCGCGCAUACCGGUAAGUAAUGCAUGACGACAACGUUAACAGGAGUAACACGUGAGCACGUGGGCAGAGUUGCUAGGAUACUGUACCAGGAAAGGUGCGUGUUUGCACAACGAGUGGGGAGGUGCAGGAGGCGGCGGGUAAAGCGGGCGACGGGUGCGUGCCAACUGCUGCAUGCCCGCUCGCAUUGGGCAAAUUCAUGUCUAACAUUCAGCACCGCAAAGUUCUUUUGCCACUGAUGUAUUAAGUUGUAUGUGCAGCCGUUGCUUAAGUGAGUUCAAGCUCAACAUAAAAUGCGGACACUCCGCGAAACAUGUGUGUGCAACGCGCAACGCGGCAUCUUCUUGGCUUUGCUGGUGUCGGUGAUUGCUAAUGCAAAGCUGCUUGAGGAACAGGUACAGGUAAGCCCUCGUCAUGAAGCGAAGUGCCUGAUAUGAGCUUGAUCAA